This is a messenger RNA of Lycium ferocissimum, 4161 nucleotides long. Its product is annotated as phospholipase D zeta 1. Gene Ontology annotation, molecular function: D-type glycerophospholipase activity. The coding region runs from base 102 to 3443 and encodes 1113 amino acids. Lineage: Eukaryota; Viridiplantae; Streptophyta; Magnoliopsida; Solanales; Solanaceae. Gene Ontology annotation, biological process: phospholipid catabolic process; phosphatidic acid biosynthetic process. Gene Ontology annotation, cellular component: plasma membrane. The record is from RefSeq and is a predicted model, not a curated record. The transcript is spliced from 20 exons.
GAAAAUAAAAAAUCCAAUUAUAUCCUUUCCCAAAUCCUCGAUCUUCAAUAUAUAUUUCACAAAAGUAAGAUAAUAAAUAAUAAUAUUACAUAUCAUCGGAAAUGUUGUCAACGGAGCAGUUAAUGAUGGGCGAUGGCGUUGGAGGACCACGUUACGUGCAGAUGCAAUCGGAACCACCGGAACCUUCUAGGCUGUCAUAUUCAUUUCGCGAGGAUAAUAGUCAUGAAUCGACUCGAAUAUUCGAUGAGUUGCCUCAGGCUACAAUCAUCCAAGUCUCUCGUCCCGAUGCCGGUGACAUUAGCCCUAUGCUUUUAACAUACACAAUUGAAGUCCAAUACAAGCAGUUCAAGUGGCAAUUGGUGAAGAAAGCCUCGCAUGUAUUUUACUUACAUUUUGCAUUAAAGAAGCGUGCAUUCAUUGAGGAGAUUCAUGAGAAGCAAGAGCAGGUCAAAGAAUGGCUUCAAAACUUGGGGAUAGGAGACCAUACAGCUGUAAUUCAAGAUGAGGAUGAACCUGAUGAUGAGGCUAGUCCUCUGCGUGCUGAUCCUCUGCGUGCUGAGGAAAGUGCCAAAAGCAGAGAUGUUCCGUCUAGUGCUGCUUUGCCAAUAAUUCGGCCAACCAUCGGAAGGCAACAUUCAAUGUCAGAUCGAGCAAAGACUGCUAUGCAGGGUUACUUGAAUCACUUUCUUGGAGAUAUAGAUUUUGUCAAUUCCCAGGAGGUUUGCAGGUUUCUGGAAGUUUCAAGAUUAUCCUUUUCUCCAGAGUAUGGUCCUAAGCUAAAAGAAGACUUUAUUAUGGUGAAGCACUUACCAAAAAUUCAAGAUGACGAUGAUAUUCGGAAAUGUUGUUCAUGUCAGUGGUUUGGUUGCUGUAAAGACAACUGGCAGAAGGUCUGGGCUGUAUUAAAACCUGGAUUCCUGGCUUUCCUCAAAGAUCCAUUUGACCCCGAACCGUUAGAUAUAAUAGUGUUUGAUGUGCUACCAGCCUCCGAUGGCAAUGGAGAGGGUCGCGUUUCUUUAGCAAAAGAAAUAAAAGAUGGAAACCCUUUACGCCACUAUUUUAGGGUGUCUUGUGGUACAAGGUGUAUCAAACUGAGGACCAAGAGCAAUGCUAAGGUUAAAGACUGGGUAGCAGCAAUUAAUGAUGCAGGGCUUAGGCCACCUGAGGGAUGGUGUCAUCCUCACAGGUUUGGUUCUUAUGCUCCUCCUAGGGGUUUGACAGAGGAUGACAGUCAGGCUCAGUGGUUUGUUGAUGGUGAAUCAGCAUUUGAAGCUAUAGCUUUGGCUAUUGAAGAAGCAAAGUCAGAGAUCUUUAUAUGCGGCUGGUGGGUGUGCCCCGAACUUUAUAUGCGACGUCCCUUUCACACUAAUGCAUCCUUCCGGCUUGAUGCUUUACUGGAAGCCAAAGCAAAACAAGGUGUUCAGAUCUACAUCCUUCUGUACAAAGAGGUUGCUAUUGCUUUAAAAAUCAACAGUGUGUAUAGCAAGAGAAAGCUGGUAGGCAUCCAUGAGAAUGUCAGGGUGCUGCGUUAUCCUGAUCAUUUCUCAAGCGGUGUGUAUCUAUGGUCCCAUCAUGAAAAAAUUGUCAUUGUUGACCACCAGAUUUGCUUUCUCGGAGGACUGGACCUGUGCUUUGGUCGUUAUGACUCACCCGAACACAAAGUGGGUGAUUGUCCACCUCUUAUAUGGCCUGGAAAAGAUUAUUAUAAUCCAAGGGAAUCUGAACCAAAUUCCUGGGAAGACACCAUGAAGGAUGAAUUAGAUCGGAAAAAGUAUCCACGUAUGCCAUGGCAUGAUGUCCAUUGUGCCCUCUGGGGACCGCCGUGCCGUGAUGUUGCUCGACACUUUGUUCAGCGCUGGAACUAUGCAAAGAGGAACAAAGCUCCUCAUGAGCAAGCAAUUCCGCUACUUAUGCCUCAGCAUCACAUGGUUAUUCCUCAUUACAUGGGAAUGAAUGGUGAGAGAGACAAUGGAAGUAAUGGUGUUGCACGUCCUCAUAAAAGUAUCAAAAGACAUGAUUCGUUUUCUUCAAGAUCUUCUUCCCAAGAUAUUCCUUUGCUUAUGCCUCAGGAAGCUGAAGGGGGGGAAAGUUUUAAGGAGGAACUAAAAAUAAAUGGCUUCCAUACAGGGCAUAGUUUUCAUGAUCAGCGGAGCAGGUCUAGCAGAAUCCCAUUCUCUUUCCGGAAGUCCCGAGUAGAACCUCUAGUUCCAGAUUUGCCAAUGAAAGGAUUUGUGGACGAGUUGGAUCAGAAUCUGGUGCAGCCUGGCAUGAAGAAGUUGGACAAAGAUUGGUGGGAAAAACAAGAGAGAGGUGAUCAAGUUGUUUCACCUGAAGAAAAUGGGCAAGUAGGUCCUCGUGUUUCGUGUCGUUGCCAGGUUAUAAGGAGCGUCAGUCAAUGGUCAGCUGGAACAAGCCAAACUGAAGAAAGCAUACACAAUGCUUACUGCUCCCUUAUCGAAAAGGCUGAACAUUUUGUUUACAUAGAGAAUCAAUUUUUCAUUUCUGGUCUAUCUGGGGAUGACAUUAUAAAAAAUCGUGUUUUGGAAGCACUGUACAGGCGUAUUAUGCGAGCUUAUAAUGAAAAGAAGUCCUUCAGGGUUAUCGUUGUGAUACCACUUCUACCUGGCUUCCAGGGUGGUUUGGAUGAUAAUGGUGCUGCUUCAGUUAGAGCUAUUAUGCAUUGGCAAUACAGAACAAUAUGCAGAGGAUCUAAUUCAAUAUUACAUAAUCUUAAUGAUCUCAUGGGCUCUAGAAUGCACGACUAUAUAUCAUUUUAUGGUCUCAGAGCUUAUGGAAGACUCUUUGAUGGCGGUCCUAUUGCAUCUAGCCAGAUAUAUGUGCAUAGCAAGAUCAUGAUAGUUGAUGACCACACAGCCUUGAUUGGAUCUGGAAAUAUAAAUGACAGAAGCUUGCUUGGUUCAAGAGACUCUGAGAUUGGUGUACUUAUCGAGGACAAGGAGUUUGUCGAUUCAUUCAUGGGAGGCAAGCCAAGAAAGGCCGGAAAAUUUGCAUUAAGUCUUCGCCUUUCGCUAUGGUCUGAGCACCUUGGUCUUCGUACUGCCGAGGUUGGUCAAAUUAAGGACCCUGUGGUUGAUCCAACGUACAAGGAUAUUUGGAUGGCAACUGCUAAGACAAAUACCAUGAUAUACCAAGAUGUUUUUUCUUGCAUACCCAACGAUCUGAUGCAGUCCAGGGCUUCACUCCGACAAUGCAUGGCAUUCUCGAAAGAAAAACUUGGUCAUACGACUAUUGAUUUAGGGAUAGCUCCAAGCAAGCUAGAAUCUUAUCAGGAUGGAGAUAUCGAGGGUAUAGAUCCCAUGGAGAGAUUAAAAGCUGUGAAAGGUCAUCUUGUUUCCUUCCCUUUGGAUUUUAUGUGCAAAGAAGAUUUAAGACCUGUGUUUAAUGAAAGUGAGUACUAUGCAUCAGCUCAAGUUUUUCAUUAAAUCUUUUCCUCUAAUGGACCAUGAAAAUCAGAAAAAUUAUCAUUUGUCUCAGUGAGCGAUGCUUUCUACAGAAAAUAUAUAGGACGCCAUUUCAGAGCAUAUAAUUUUCCGCUUUCUUAUUUUACUGUGUUCUGUAUCAUAACAUUGUACAAAAGCGGCAACACACUUCAGGAGCUAUUUGUUGAAUACUGAGGAAGGUGCAAACAUACUAAGAUAAGCUUAUGUAACUAGCAAACGUGGAUAGAAUUGUGGAUACUGUGUUCACUUAGGCCAAUGGGUUCACACUUCACAAGCUCAGAGGUCAAUUUGACUGUUGGAUUUGGACCUGUGACGCAUGGUUCAUGGCGGAGUGCUUUGAGCUACUAGCGGCACCGUGUCUCCAUAGGAUCUUUUCCAAUUGUUUCAGUUCUAACUGGACAUUUUGGGUAGAUGAGGUCUCUAUUGCCUCUAUAGUAAAUAGUUUUUUGGCUACAUUCUCCAUACCCACGCAUUUGUGAUUGGACGCUAUAGAAGCUGUUUCAUGUUCACUUAUAUUCAUGCAAUGUAUAGAGAUAAUGCAGACUCUGCAUUACUCUCUUCUCAGCAAUUUCUAGUUAUGAGUCCCGGGUUUUGCUUUGGGAAGCACUUUAGGUUGUAUAAUCAAUUCGUAUAAUUUGUUUGAUACUAUUCUUGUAUCUUUUAAUUGUAAGGAAUAAGGAUCAUGGUUGUGCAGUAUUCA